Molecule: messenger RNA, 4823 nt
Organism: Alosa alosa (allis shad)
Lineage: Eukaryota; Metazoa; Chordata; Actinopteri; Clupeiformes; Clupeidae
Gene: erbb2
Product: erb-b2 receptor tyrosine kinase 2
Exons: 27
Coding region: 275-4096 (1273 amino acids)
Biological process (GO): multicellular organism development; positive regulation of MAPK cascade; cell surface receptor protein tyrosine kinase signaling pathway
Cellular component (GO): signaling receptor complex; basal plasma membrane
Molecular function (GO): transmembrane receptor protein tyrosine kinase activity; ATP binding
Source: RefSeq, a predicted model, not a curated record
AAGUCCCCACCCCUGCUCUCGACGGGAACGCGCCUCCUAUGACACACUCUACUACGAACGCAGUCAACACGCACGGACGGACUGACCCAGCUUUGCCAGGCGCACAGUCGAAAUUCCAGGCAGGAAGUUGUGUUCUGGGACUUGGCGGAGAAAACAACCACUUGAUCUUACAUGCGGGGAGGAUUUACAAGAAGAAACGUGUUGAAGAGCGGCACUUGAGUGGAAUACGUUAUACGUUACUGGAGGGAAUAUGGACUAAUGUUGGUUGCGCUCGAUGGAGGCGGCGAGAACUUUAGUGCUUCUCUGGGUUCUGAUUUUUGGAGUUCCGCGAACGGCUGCCAAAGUAUGUCUGGGCACAGAUAUGAAGACGUCUCUGCUGUCCAGUCAGGAGAAUCACUAUAAGAUACUCAGGCAGCUCUACACCAACUGCCGCAUCGUCCACGGCAACCUGGAGAUCACACAUCUGCGUGGCAACCCAGACCUCUCCUUCCUCCAGAAUAUCGUGGAAGUGCAGGGCUAUGUGCUAGUGUAUAACGUGUCAGUGGGUGUGAUUCCUCUGGAGAAUCUACGCAUCAUCCGAGGCAGUCAGCUCUUCAACACCAGCUACUCACUGGCCGUCCUGGAGAACACCCUACUCAUCCAACUGAAUCUGCGCAGCCUCACAGAGAUCCUGUUGGGUGGCGUUGACAUCCAGAGGAACCCGAACCUCUGCUACCCCGACCCCGGCCUCAUAGAUUGGGACGACACCCUGGACACAAAGAACAAGUACAGAACAUUGCGACACCUGCAGCCAGUGCCAGCAACCAGCUGUCCAGGCUGUGCCUCCAGUUGUGGACCAAAAGGAUGCUGGGGAAGCACGGAAAAUGACUGCCAAAUAUUAACUCAUGUGCAUUGUCAGGGUUGUCCGCGUUGUAAAGGUGAUAGGUCUAGUGACUGUUGCCACAUACAGUGUGCUGCUGGCUGUACUGGGCCCAGAGACACAGACUGCUUUGUGUGUCGUCACUUUAACAACAAUGGCACCUGUAGGGAGAGCUGCCCCCCUCCCACCAUCUAUGACCCCAAUACCUACCAGUCCAAGCCCAACCCAAACAAGAGGCUCAACUUCGGUGCCACCUGCGUCAAGACCUGCCCAUAUAACUAUCUAGCCAUGGAUGUGGCCUGCACACUCUAUUGCCCCCAGGACAACCAGGAAGUUAUCAUUCCACAGCCGGGUGGUCCAGAGAUACAGAAAUGUGAAAAAUGUGAAAACUGCCACAAAGUGUGCCAGGGGCUGGGUAUGGGCUCUCUUCAGGGGGUGUCUGCUGUGAACUCCUCCAACAUCGACCUCUUCCUUAACUGCAAGAAAAUCUACGGCAGCCUGUCCUUCCUCAGCCAGUCUUUCCAGGGAGACCCAGGGUCCAAUCUGUCAGGCCUUCUCCCAGCCCAGCUGGAGGUGUUCAGGAAUCUAGAGGAGAUCACAGGAUAUUUGUACAUCGAGGACUGGCCAGCAAAUAUGCAAAAUCUGAGUGUGUUUGAGAAUCUGAAAUUGAUCCGAGGAAGGAUGCUUUACAAGAGUGUGCUAUCUCUGGGGGUCCAGUCGCUGCACAUUGAGUCUCUGGGUUUGCGUUCGCUCGAGCGCAUCAACGGUGGCCUGGUCCUGAUCUCCGAUAACCCCCAGCUGUGCUACACGCACUCCGUGCCCUGGAACGCCAUCCUCACACCCGUGCAGAGCAGCAUCGCCAGCAUCAUCAGCAACGGCAAUAGAGAUCUGCAGACCUGUGAGGCGGAGGGUCACGUCUGCCAUCCCCUGUGUGGCACAGGAGGGUGCUGGGGCUCAGGCCCGGACCAGUGUGUGGAGUGUGUGUCGUUUCAGCGCGGGACGGAGUGUGUCGAGGAGUGUAACAUCCUGGAGGGGUCUGUGCGAGAGUUUACUGACGGCAGUCGCUGUGUUCCCUGUCACUCAGAAUGUCAACCAAUCAACGGCUCAGCUUCCUGUGAUGGACCGGGGGCACAACAGUGCAGGGAGUGCCUGACCGUGCAGGACGGCGCCAUGUGUGUGAGCAAGUGCCCCAGUGGCACAAAGGAGGAGCAGCACACCGUGUGGAAGUUCCCCAACGCCACGGGCCACUGCCAGUCCUGCAACACCAACUGCACCCUGUCGUGUCCACUGGAUGAACGUGGCUGUCCCAUCGCAAUCAAAUCAGGGUCCGGCACGUCUAUCGCGGCGGCAGUGGGUGGUGUACUGCUCUUUAUCAUCCUCCUGGGGCUGAUGGUGUUCUACAUGCGCCGCCAGAGGCACCUGAAGAGGAAGGAGAACAGGAGGAGGAUCAUGCAGGAGCACGAGCUGGUGGAGCCACUGACCCCGAGCGGAGCCACGCCCAACCAGGCCCAGAUGCGCAUCCUCAAGGAGACAGAGCUCAAGAAGCUCCGUGUUCUCGGAUCUGGAGCCUUCGGAACUGUCUACAAGGGUAUCUGGGCCCCAGAUGGAGAGAGUGUGAAGAUCCCAGUGGCCAUAAAGGUUUUACGUGAGAACACCUCACCCAAGGCAAACAAAGAGAUCCUGGAUGAGGCGUAUGUGAUGGCGGGUGUUGCCAGCCCGUACGUGUGCCGUCUGCUGGGCAUCUGCCUGACGUCCACCGUGCAGUUGGUCACGCAGCUCAUGCCCUACGGCUGCCUGCUCGACUACGUGCGCGAGAACAACGAGUGCAUCGGCUCGCAGUCACUCCUCACCUGGUGUGUGCAGAUCGCCAAGGGCAUGAGUUACCUGGAGAAUGAGAGACUCGUACAUCGUGACCUGGCAGCCCGGAACGUUCUAGUGAAGAACCCCUCCAUCGUAAAGAUCACCGAUUUUGGACUGGCCAGAUUGCUGGACAUUGAUGAGACAGAGUAUCAUGCAGAUGGAGGAAAGGUGCCCAUUAAGUGGAUGGCCUUGGAGUCCAUCCUCCACCGGAAAUUUACUCAUCAGAGUGACGUCUGGAGUUACGGCGUGACAGUGUGGGAGCUGAUGACUUUCGGAGCGAAGCCCUAUGACCAUAUUCCAGCACGGGACAUCCCUGAGCUGCUGGAGGGAGGAGACCGGCUCCCCCAGCCCCCCAUCUGCACCAAGGAGCUCUACAUGAUCAUGGUCAACUGCUGGAAGAUUGACCCGGAUAGCCGACCCAGGUUUAAGGAGUUGGUGACUGAAUUCAGCACAAUGGCCAGGGACCCUGCCCGCUACGUUGUCAUUCAGAAUGACGAGCAAAUGAACCUGGCGAGCCCAGUGGACAGUCAGUUCUUCCGCACGUUGAUGGAGGAGGAGGGCGGGGAUGUCCGCGAGCUGCUUGAUGCUGAGGAAUACCUGGUUCCCCAUCAGCCCAGUUUCUUCCGACAGCAGGGCGAGAACACGGCCAACGGCCCCAGUAGACACCACUCCCAUCGGAGCACAGAUCAGCAGCUGAUGGAAGUGGACGGCAGUGGGCGGAGCAUGCACUCGUCCAAUAGCACGCUGGCGCGGAGCCAGUACCCGACACUGCCAGUGGGUGGCGGCUGGGCAGGGGGGGCGUAUCCCUCGCUCGCCCGCAGCAUCUCGCAUCGCUCCCAAGGGGCGCAGUCGGACUCAGUGUUCCUGGACGGAGGGGUGGGGCCCGAUGACGACGGACCCCCCGCCAGCCCGGGGAGGUACUGCCAGGACCCCACCUUCCCCAAUGGCUUCCCCGAGGGGGAUGGAGAGACGGAUGGGGCGGGGCAGAGCCCAUUCUCAAACACGCUGCCCCGCAGGACACACAAGCAGCCAGAGUAUGUGAACCAAGAAGUGCCGUCGGAGCGUCCGAGCACGCUCCCCAGGAAAGGGGCGGAGCGGCGGCUGCGUAAUGGAAUGUCAACAGGGCACAGCGUGGACAACCCUGAGUACCUAGUGCCACCCGGGAGCCUCUCACCGGCCUUCGACAACCCCUACUACUUGGACCUGGUGGCCAAGGCGCAAGCAGUGGCCGCCGCUAACGACAGGAGUCCGAGCAUGUCCACGGCAACGAUGUCCCCGCCUCACCGGCAGCUCAACGGCUUCAUCACGCCCACCGCUGAAAACCCAGAGUACCUGGGGCUAGCCGACACCUGGAGUGGACAGAAGGAGCACACUUGAGAGGACAAAACACACCUGGGACAGCAGAUGGAGAGAGAGGGAGAGAGGGAUUGGGGGGUCUGGAGGAAAGGGUGGAUCGCUAGAGAGCAAAAAUGCGUAUGCAUGUGUACCUGUAUGCAUGUGUACCGGUAUGCAUGUGUGUGUGUGUGUGUGUGUGUGUGUGUGUGUGUGUGUGUGUGUGUGUGUGUGUGUGUGUGUCAAUGGGACCAGCCUCUAUCUUCCCCUCCCUCCAUGCAGUCACUCCAUAUGUAGCAUUGCGGGGAGACACUAGUGAACUCUUGAUUUUGAUCAUGCAAGCAAUCAUGUCUCAAACAAAACUGUUUACACAAUGUCAGAAAAUGGCCUCCCCUGCCUAAUGCAGAAGAGGCCGAACCGAUCCCAUUUUCUCUCCACAAUCUUGUUUUCCAAAGCAAAUCAGGUACGACACCCAGAAUCAUUUCCUUCACCUGUUGUUAAAUGCAAAAGAACACCAAAAAAGAGUGAAGACAGACUAAGAUAUUUUUCUUCUCUAUUCGUUCAAUGGCACGAAAAGACUUCUUGACUCCGUAGUCUUGUGGAGAAAAGGACCAUCGGAUUUCUGUCUUGACCUCUCAGACCGUCCUGUGGUGGUUUGUUGGGGAGUUUGUGAAUGUUUAACUUAUGUUCUCCCCUGAAGCGAAGGGUAGCAGCACAAUAAUGUCCAUUUUGUCUGGAGGUCCCCUCAAGGCCCAAGGCUCAACACCCCCAU